AUGGAACGAUCGCUUAAGAAUAAGGUGGUGGCGGUCGUGGGAGGAGCUCAAGGCAUAGGAUGUGCAAUAGCUGACCACUUUCUACUCCACGGAGCAAAAACUGCCAUUCUGCUGGACAUAAAUAGCAUACAGGGGCUCAAAGCUGUAGGAACACUAACAGAGAAACAUGGAAAAGACAAAGCUGUGUUCAUAAAGUGUGACGCGACUACGGAACUUGAUACAAUUUCGAAAACACUUGAAACUUACAAAACAAUUGAUGUGUUGGUUUUGAGUGCUGGUAUUCCCAAUUCUCCGGAUCAUAGAAAAAUGGUAGACGUUUAUAUAACAUCCGUAAUAGAAUGGUCUAUGAAGUUCUAUGAGCACAUGAGAAAGGAUAAUGGAGGGUUAACAGAAACUGCACUAACCAAGAAAUUAAGAGAUCCGGAACUGCAGAAGCAGUUACCGGGAGAUUUUGUAAAAUUUGCAAACUCUCUUCCUUGGCAGGCUGCUGAGGAUGUAGGUAAGGCUGCAGUGGAAGUGUAUGGUCAGGCUGAAAGUGGAACAAUGUGGCUGAUUGAAGGUGGCCAGCCUAUUGAAGAAGUACGCUGA
Messenger RNA from Spodoptera exigua (beet armyworm), 588 nucleotides. Lineage: Eukaryota; Metazoa; Arthropoda; Insecta; Lepidoptera; Noctuidae. The record is from the annotation of a GenBank genome assembly.